Messenger RNA from Lepisosteus oculatus (spotted gar), 1610 nucleotides. Lineage: Eukaryota; Metazoa; Chordata; Actinopteri; Semionotiformes; Lepisosteidae. The record is from RefSeq and is a predicted model, not a curated record.
GAAGCGCCGGAGCUGAAGAUGGAUCUUGUGUGGAUUCUGUUCCUUUCCGUCCUGUACCCGUACGCAGCCGGACAAGGAGUGUACGCUCCGGCCAACGCUCAGAUUGUGCACUCGGGGCAGGCGUGUGUGGUGAAGGACGACAACAUGAGUGAGAGGAUCUACACCAUCCGUGAAGGAGACAUGCUGGUGCUGCAGUGUCUGGUCAAAGGGCACCCCCGGCCGCAGGUGCGGUGGACGAAGACUGCAGGCAGCGCCUCGGACAAGUUCCAGGAGACGUCGAUCUUCAACGAGACACUGCGCAUCGAGCGGAUCCAGAGGCUGCAGGGCGGCCGGUACUACUGCAAGGCGGAGAACGGGGUGGGGGUGCCUGCCAUCAAGUCCAUCCGAGUAGAUGUGCAGUGUAAGUCUUCAGCGCCGGCUCUCGCGCGGUCCCGUCGGCCCAGGGUCUGGGUCUGGGUCGGGCCAGGGCCCGGGUCUCCUCUCUCCCCACAGCUCACCUGUCGGGGUCCGCUGACCCGGCUGCCCAGAGUCUGCCAGGGAGGGUGACGGACCGGACCCUGGCUGCAGGUCCGGAGGCCCGGAUCGGUGGGCAGCUCCGGGCGUCCCAGCGUGGUCCCGUCUGCAGGGGUAGCGUUACACCCCGCCCCAGCGGACCCCUGUAAUAGAGCCCUGCUGCCUUAUCGAGUUCCCCCAGCCCCAGGGGACCAGUAAUUGCUCUGUCAGCGGCUCACUGUGACCGCAAGUGACGGCAAACGCUUGUUCAAUUUUCUGUGCCGAGCGGGUCUCUGGCCGCGGGGGACUGUGGCGCUCGCAGGCCAGUAAUUAGUCUCGUGAGCUGCCUGCCAGUCCGAGGCCCCGCGCUCGCUGCCCCCACCCCCCUCCCAGAGGACAGCAGGGCGCCGGGGGGAUCUGCAGCCCCUGCCUGGGCAGCCUGCUAACAGAACCAAACCUCCAGAGCCAACCUGUUCCUCCCAGAUAGGCGGUUUUAUCUCCGAACGCAGUUCAAAACCGUCUGUUUGAGGUGCUUGGCAAGUUGUGUGUUUAGCCUUUGUGCAAAGCCUCGUGCCUUCCGUGUUCGGAGGCGCUGUAAAUAUUUUGCAUGUGUUUAACCUCAUUCUGAUAACGGCACUCUGGGCCGGGAUCAAAGCCGAGAGGGGGAGAUGGAGGGGGUGAAAGAAACAGAGACGAGAGGAGUGUCAAAGCUCUCACCCUCUAUUAUAUAGAAAAAACAAGAGUUCGGCCCUGUCAGUGUAGGUCCCUGCCCAUCAGUUCCACCACCAGCAUGGCCCUGGUAGUGACCUUUCACCCCCCACCUAUGACCCAUGACCCUGGCCAGUGGACCGUGUGGCGAGACUGGGCUUGAUGGAACAGAGCAUCUACAAUCGAGAUGGACUUGGUUCAGAGACCUGGAGACUCCUGUCGACUCCUGCCUGCUCUCAGCUUCCCUUGGGGACCCUGUGAGGGUUUACCGUGGUAAUCUGUGGCUCGUCAUAGUAUAAUGUAAUGUAAAGGAUAUGGAGAAUCACAGCAGAUCUCUGGGACAUGCAGGUAAUCAUGCAGCAGAUUGAGACUAAAACGUAUUAGGUGAAAGUGGUAUUGACGAUGGUAAG